GCUAUUUAACUCCAUCAGACAACACACUCGCAUCACAGCCAGCACAGACAGAACAGCAGCAGAAUAAUGAAGACUCUGGUUCUGGCCCUUGUUCUGCUCCUAGCAGUCAGCAGUUUUGCACUGGACUGCAAUCGCUGUGUUCCGACGAAACCAGGAGGAACGUGUACUGUUACAACAGAAACCUGCCCACCUGAGAAAGAUGCAUGCGCAGCAACCAAGUUCCUCACUCCCCCCUAUGCCUACUACCAGAAGUGCAUGAGGAUGUCUGACUGUGAGAUGCUGCAGACCAAUGGCUACAUCAACAUCAAGUGCUGCCAGAAGGAUCUCUGCAAUGUCUUCUAGAACCAUCUAGAUUCGCCCAGGUUCCAAAGGAACAUUUCAGCCCCUUCUGUCCCCUAUCUAGAUCCCCUCUAGAAUCUUCAACAAGCUGCAGUUCCAAACAAAACAUUUCAGACCUUUCUGUUCCCACCAGGAUCACCUCAGAGACCACAGCUGCAUCAAAGACCUGGUUCUAGCUAGGACAAGACAAGACCCUGAGUCCUGUUUAGUAAACAAUGACAUUUAGUCUCCUUUAACUGAAUGUGAAGCCACUUUGCAAGCUUUAUUUCAAAAUAAAAUCUUACCAUAAAAUAUAA
Messenger RNA from Sardina pilchardus (European sardine), 635 nucleotides. Its product is annotated as CD59 glycoprotein-like. Lineage: Eukaryota; Metazoa; Chordata; Actinopteri; Clupeiformes; Clupeidae. The record is from RefSeq and is a predicted model, not a curated record. The transcript is spliced from 4 exons. Bases 67 to 342 code for a protein of 91 amino acids.